Lagenorhynchus albirostris (white-beaked dolphin) is the source of this 1212-nucleotide messenger RNA. Its product is annotated as SEC14-like protein 3. The record is from RefSeq and is a predicted model, not a curated record. Lineage: Eukaryota; Metazoa; Chordata; Mammalia; Artiodactyla; Delphinidae. Gene Ontology annotation, cellular component: nuclear speck; cytoplasm.
AUGAGUGGCCGAGUCGGAGACCUGAGCCCCAAGCAGGCAGAGACCCUGGCCAAGUUCCGAGAAAAUGUCCAGGAUGUGUUGCCUGCCCUGCCCAACCCAGAUGACUAUUUCCUUCUGCGCUGGCUCUGAGCUCAGAAUUUCGACCUGCAGAGAUCAGAGCCCCUCCUCAGGGGUGCUGGGAGCCCAGUGAGACCUUACCACUCAACUCCCUUUCAGUACAUGGAGUUCCGGAAGACCAUGGACAUUGACCACAUACAUUGGCAGCCCCCCGAGGUGAUCCAGAAGUACAUGCCUGGGGCCCUGUGUGGCUGUGACCAUGACGGCUGCCCUGUGUGGUAUGACAUCGUCGGGCCGCUUGACCCCAAGGGCCUGCUUUUCUCUGUCACCAAGCAGGACCUGCUCAAGACCAAGAUGAGGGACUGUGAGGGCAUCCUGCACAAGUGUGACCUGCAGACAGAGCGGCUGGGGAGGAAGAUUGAGACCAUCGUGAUGAUAUUUGACUGUGAAGGCCUGGGGCUGAAGCACUUCUGGAAACCCCUGGUGGAAAUGUACCAGGAGUUCUUUGGCCUCCUUGAAGAGAAUUUCCCAGAGACCCUGAAGUUCAUGCUCAUUGUGAAAGCCACCAAACUGUUCCCUGUGGGAUACAACCUCAUGAAGCCCUUCUUGAGUGAGGACACUCACAGGAAAAUUAUCAUGUUGGGAAAUAACUGGAAGGAAGGUUUGCUAAAACUCAUCAGUCCUGAAGAACUGCCUGCCCAGUUUGGGGGGACCCUGACCGACCCAGAUGGGAACCCCAAAUAUUUAACUAAGCAAGCCCAUCUUGCUCUGUGUCUGCAAAUCAAAUGUGGUGGGGAGAUCCCCAAGUCCAUGUAUGUGCAGGACGAGGUGAAGACUCAGUAUGAGCACUUGGUGCAGAUCAGCCGCAGCUCCUCGCACCAGGUGGAGUACGAGAUCCUGUUCCCAGGCUGUGUCCUCAGGUGGCAGUUCUCAUCUGACAGUGAAGACAUUGGCUUCGGGGUUUUCCUGAAGACCAAGAUGGGGGAGUGGCAGUGGGCUGGGUUGAUGACGGAGGUGCAGCUCAACCAGCACUACAACGCCCACCUGGUGCCUGAGGAUGGGGGACUCACCUGCACGGAAGCUGGCGUCUAUGUCCUGCGCUUUGACAAUACCUAUAGCUUUGUCCACACCAAGAAGGUCAGCUUCACAGUGUAG